AUGGAGGGCUAUCUGGAUAUAUCUCCCAAGAGAUUAAACGAACAACUUCGUUAUGGGAUAUCUGGGACUAAGCAUGUGGACUCACCUAAGCCAUAUACAAAGUACGAAUAUAAGAGCAUUGCUCAAACAUCAUUUAUGUUAGUUACAGUGUCAUACGAUGGAAUAACAUUAAACCAGAUAAGAACUCCUACGCAUGAGAUAUUGAGACUUUGUACAUACUUCACGGAUGAUGAGACCCUUAUAACUGUUCAUCUAGAAACACGUGGAAUUAAUUAUUAUUACACAACUGUAGAUGCUAAAAUAACUGGAAGGUAUGAAUUUAGAGGGUUUAAAACAAGCGCUGAACUCACUGGAGAAGAAAUUAAGAUCUUUGUGGAUAAUGUAUCUGUAAAUGGUGAUCUAGACUUUCAGGGAUUACCAAGAGCACUAAGAGAAAAAUUAUAUAGGAAAAAUGAUGUCUUCUUUAAUGUCUAUCGGAAUCACUGGGAUGAAGGUUAUUCCUGUAAAUGUACAAACAUUAGCAUUAAAAUAACAAAAGGAGGUGAAAUAGGUGAUUAUCAAUCUCUCCAACACAAACCAAAUAUCUCAUCAUUUUACAUUGGAUCUAUUUAUUACGUCGAAGAUAAACCUAUGUGUUUUGACAAUGACCUUCCCAGUGAACCCUUGGAUAGUCUUACUGUCUAUAAAAAUAAAUUUGGAAACGACAAAAUAAAUCCUAUGAUGGUAAUAUUGAAUGUGCAGACAAAUCCUGGAUGUGUCCCUGGGAGAUAUAUCAUUGCCAAAUACUAUGCUAAUGUUUGGUCGAUUCGCAGGAUUGGCGCAACUUCUAUAAGCAGUACUGAGAUUGCAGAGAUAUUCAAAGUAAUUUCAGAUGAUGUUAAUCAUAGAUUGAAUGUCAAUAAACUUUCUAAAGAAAUCCAAGAGAAACUCAAAGAUAUUACAAAGGAUCUUUCACUCGACCUAACACAUCAAUUAAACCUGAAUGAAGGUAUUUAUAUUUCUGUUGGUAACAUGAAGAUUCCAUACAAACAGACAAAUACUGGUCAGUAUUUAGUAGUUUCAUAUGCUCAUACAUUUAACAGUUUUACUGUACAAGACGUAAAAGUUAAAGGUGUGCCAGUUGGGGAUUCCCUCAUUCCUUUCAAAACUAGACUUUCCAGAUUUAAGGCUUAUUAUAACGAAAAUAGUACCAAUAAUCCACUAUUGAUAUACAUGAUGUAUCUUAAUGGGAAAGUGAAGUGGAUAUGUAGACAUGAUGGGUGUGACUAUUGGGAAGAAUUAGAGAAAAGUAUUCCAUCCAGUUGCCAUGAUUCGCCUAGUAUUAUAAACAUCUUGUCAAGCUUGAGAAUUCCAACUGUAGCAAUAAAUCUUUCAAAGAAUGUUGGUUUGUACACUCCCGCUGGAAGUAAUACAAAAUUGCAUGUUUCCAGAACUUCUUAUAGUGGUUAUGACUUUUACAAGUGCACACAACAUAGAGGUGAGAGUCAGUCGGAAUUAUACCCAUUAAAGAUUAGUCAUAUCUGUUACAAUGCAACACUUUACGGUAUAGAGUCUCAGGAAAUUCUCUCUUCUGUAGGUGCUUUCUAUGAUGGAGAAUCCCCGGUUUUUGAGGAACCAUUCAUGAUUGAACUUGUCACGUAUAACCCAAAGAAAUAUUGGUACUAUCAAAGGGUUGACAAAAGUGCAAGUGCGUGGAAAAAACGCGUUAGACGAGAUGAUUCCAUCAAAAUGAUUGCGGAGCAAAUAAAGACUGAAUUAAUGAACUUGAGAGGUGAAUCAAUUCCAAUACCGGGGUCACCACCUCCUUCUUAA
Molecule: messenger RNA, 1812 nt
Organism: Theileria equi strain WA
Lineage: Eukaryota; Apicomplexa; Aconoidasida; Piroplasmida; Theileriidae
Exons: 1
Coding region: 1-1812 (603 amino acids)
Source: RefSeq, a predicted model, not a curated record